AUGUCCAGCAAGGAAGUAAAGACUGCUCUGAAAAGUGCUAGAGAUGCGAUCAGAAACAAAGAAUACAAGGAAGCUUUGAAACAUUGUAAGACAGUGUUAAAACAAGAGAAGAAUAACUAUAAUGCCUGGGUUUUUAUUGGCGUUGCUGCAGCCGAGCUGGAACAGCCUGAUCAGGCCCAGGGUGCCUACAGGAAAGCUGCUGAAUUAGAGCCAGACCAGCUGCUAGCUUGGCAGGGGUUAGCGAGCUUGUAUGAGAAAUGCAACCACAUCAGUGCUAAGGAUGACUUGCCUGGAGUUUACCAGAAGCUCCUGGAUCUGUAUGAAAGUGUUGACAAACAGAAGUGGUGUGAUGUCUGUAAGAAACUGGUGGAUCUGUAUUACCAAGAAAAGAAACACGUAGAGGUGGCCCGGACAUGGCACAAAUUGAUAAAGACACGACAGGAAGAAGGUGCAGACAGCCAGGAGCUUCAUCAGCUGUGGAGGAAGUUGACUCAGUUGCUGGCUGAGUGCACUGAGGAUCAGAAUAAUGAGACCCAGCAACUGCUUUUAACUGCUUUUGAGAAUGCACUGGGCUUAUCAGAUAAGAUUCCUAGUGAAGAUCACCAAGUGCUUUAUAAAAAUUUCAUUCAGUGUUUAUCUAAAUUUCCUCAUGAGACUGCUAGGUUGAAGAAAGCCUGUGAAGGAAUGAUAAACGUCUAUCCCACUGUACAGUAUCCAUUAGAAGUGCUUUGUUUACAUUUAAUUGAAUCAGGAAGUCUUACUGACGAGGGAGAACAGUAUUGUUGUAGACUAGUGGAAAUGGAUCCCCAAAGUGGUGCAGGUCUCAUUGGUUUAGGCAUUAAAGCAUUACAAGACAAAAAGUACGAAGAUGCUGUUAGGUACUUAACAGAAGGGAUAAAGGAAAGCCCCCUCUGCACAGCUGGAUGGUAUCAUCUGGCAGAAGUCCAAGUCAGAGUGCAUAAACCUAAGGAAGCUGUUCUUUCAUGCAGUCAAGCUCUGAGGAGUAUAGAUAACCUCGGUGUAUCUGGUGGCAGGCUGCAUCAGAAGAAUCGUUGUCUUCGUUUGAAAGCAGAGGCUUUGAUUAAACUCUCAGAUUAUGAAUCUUCAGAGGAAGCAAUUCGUACUCUUGAUCAGGUUUCUGAUGCAAAUAAUAUCCCAGGACUUUUGGUUCUCAAAGGCUUGGCCUAUCUGAACAAGGGCUCAUUAGAUGAAGCUUCAAAGAUUAUGGAAGACCUUCUCUCUUCUUACCCUGACCUCACCGAAGCUCAUGCCCUGGAGGCUUUGAUUCAUUUUACCAAAAAGGACUAUCUACAAGCAGAAAAAUGUUUUCAGCGAGCUCUUGAGAAAGAUGCUGAAGUUGCUGAAUAUCAUUACCAACUUGGGUUAACAUAUUGGUCCAUGGGUGAAGAAACAAGAAAAGAUAAAACAAAGGCUCUUACCCACUUUUUAAAGGCUGCCAAACUGGAUACAUACAUGGGCAAAGUUUUCUGCUAUUUAGGUCAUUAUUACAAAGAUGUAGUAGGUGAUAAAAAUAGGGCCCGUGGAUGUUAUAGGAAAGCUUUUGAAUUAGAUGACACCGAUGCUGAAUCUGGAGCUGCAGCAGUUGACUUAAGUGUUGAGCUUGAAGAGAUGGAAACUGCCUUAGCUAUCCUGACAACAGUCACUCAAAAGGCAAGUGCUGGGACGGCAAAGUGGGCCUGGCUUAGGCGAGGCCUAUACUAUCUGAAAGCUGGUCAGCAUUCCCAAGCAGUGGCUGAUUUACAGGCAGCGUUAAGGGCAGACCCCAAGGACUUCAAUUGUUGGGAAUCAUUAGGAGAGGCAUACCUAAGCAGAGGUGGCUAUACAACAGCCUUGAAAUCCUUCACAAAAGCCAGUGAGCUGAACCCAGAGUCCACGUACAGUGUGUUUAAGGUGGCGGCAAUACAGCAAACCCUGGGCAAAUAUAAAGAGGCGGUAGCUCAGUACCAGCUGAUCAUUAACAAGAAAGAAGAUUAUGUGCCUGCUCUGAAAGGUUUGGGUGAAUGCCACCUUCUAUUGGCAAAAGCAGCUCUCGUCGAUUAUCUUGAUGGGAAAGCUGUAGACUACAUAGAGAAAGCACUGGAAUAUUUUACUCGGGCUCUGCAACAUCGAGCUGAUGUGUCUUGCCUUUGGAAGCUAGUUGGGGACGCUUGUACCAGUCUGUCUGCUGUCUCACCAUCUAAAGUGAAUGUCAGUGUCUUAGGAGACCUUCUAGGUCAGAAAGAAGGAAAACAAGUAUUAAAGAAAAAUGAGCUCCUCCAUCUUGGAGGAAGAUGUUACGGUCGUGCAUUAAAACUGAUGUCUACAUCUAAUACGUGGUGUGACCUUGGAAUUAAUUAUUAUCGCCAAGCACAACAUCUAGCAGACACAGGCAGCAACUCAGAUGACCUUCAAGAGUUGUUGGAGAAAUCUCUGCAUUGUCUGAAAAAAGCUGUGAGACUUGACAGUAAUAAUCACUUAUACUGGAAUGCUCUUGGUGUAGUUUCAUGUUACAGUGGUAUUGGAAAUUAUGCCCUUGCUCAGCACUGUUUCAUCAAAUCAAUCCAGUCAGAACAAAUUAAUGCAGUUGCAUGGACCAACUUGGGAGUGUUAUACCUUGCAAAUGAAAAAAUUGAGCAAGCUCAUGAAGCUUUCAAAAUGGCUCAGUCCCUUGAUCCAUCUUAUUUAAUGUGCUGGAUUGGACAAGCUCUAAUUGCAGAGACAGUUGGAAGUUAUGACACCAUGGAUCUCUUCAGGCACACUACAGAACUCAGUAUGCAUACUGAGGGAGCAAUAGGUUAUGCGUAUUGGGUCUGUACAACACUGCAAGAUAAGAGCAACAGAGACACGGAACUGUACCGGUAUAACAUCCUCCAGAUGAACGCCAUUCCAGCAGCACAGGUGGUCUUGAGCAAAUACGUGGAGAGAAUUCAGAAUUAUGCUCCAGCUUUCACAAUGUUGGGCUACUUAAAUGAACAUCUGCAAUUGAAGAAGGAAGCAGCAAAUGCAUACCAAAGGGCAAUUUUGUUGUUACAGACUGCAGAAGACCGAGAUGCUUAUAAUGUUACAGUAAGAAAUUAUGGCAGAUUGUUAUGUUCCAUUGGUGAAUAUGAUAAAGCUAUCCAGGCUUUUAAGUCAACACCCCUUGAGGAUUUAGAAGACAUCAUAGGUUUCGCAUUAGCUUUGUUUAUGAAGGGUGUGUACAAGGAGAGCAGCAAAGCGUAUGAGAGAGCCUUGGCAAUUGUUGAAUCAGAGCAAGACAAAGCUCAUAUCCUGACAGCUCUGGCAAUAGCGGAAUAUAAACAAGGAAAAAUGGAUGUAGCCAAGACAUUGCUGUUCAAAUGCUCUAUCUUAAAGGAUCCAGCAGUGGAAAGCCUUCAAGCCCUGUGUGCUCUGGGGUUGGCAAUGCAGGAUGCUGCGCUGUCAAAAGCUGCACUGAACGAGCUGCUGAAGCACAGCAGACAGAACAGUGACUGUCAGAGGAGCCUCCUUACUUCAGCCAUCUAUGCCCUGCAAGGCCGCAGCGUGGCAGUGCAAAGACAAGCAUCCAGAGCUGUUCAUAGUAACCCAGCUGAUCCUGCUCUUUGGUCCCUGUUGUCCCGAGUGGUUGCCCAGUAUACUCAACGAAAUGCAAAGGGAGGUGCAGUGGCAGGAAACGUGGCUCAUAUUCUGGACUCAAAUCAUGGAAAGAAGGCAUUACUGUACACUGCAGUAAAUCAGUUGGCUAUGGGAAGCAAUUCAGCAGAAGAUGAGAAAAAUACUGCACUAAAGACCAUUCAGAAGGCAGCUCUCCUUUCUCCAGGUGAUCCUGCUGUCUGGGCUGGACUGAUGGUAGCUUGUCAUGCCGAUGAUGUACUGGCCCUGGUGAGCCGCACUCAGCCAAAGAGGGUGGAUUUAUACUUGGCACUGUUAUCUGCUGUUUCUGCUUCAAUUAAAGACAAAGGAUUCUAUGAAAAUUACAACCAGUCUCUUGAAAGGUGGUCUCUCUCUCAAGCUGUCACUGGUCUAAUAGACACAGGAAGAAUAUCUGAAGCUGAAGCCCUCUGCACAAAGAAUUUAAAAAGUAACCCUGAUCAACCAGCUAUUAUCUUACUCUUGAGACAAGUUCAAUGUAAACCACUCCUGGAGUCACGAAAACCUCUCCCAGAUGCUGUACUUGAAGAGCUGCAAAAAACAGUCAUGUCCAACUCAACCUCUGUUCCAGCUUGGCAGUGGCUGGCACACAUAUAUCAGUCCCAGGGAAUGAUGGGCGCUGCAGAGAUGUGCUACAGGAAGAGUCUGCAAGUAGCAUCCCAGCAGGGCAGCUGGAGCGGGAAGCUCUCGAGCCUGUUGCGGCUAGCACUGCUUGCACUGGAAGUCUGCAUGGCUAAUGUUUCCAAUGAUCACUGGCCAUCCUUGGUUCAAGAAGCUACAGCUGAGGCCCUGAAACUUUGCUUUUGUCCACUGGCUGUCCUUUUACAAGCUUUGUUACAAUUCAAACGCAAAAUGGGAGCAAGAGAGACACGGCGACUUUUGGAGAGAGUUGUGUAUCAGCCUGGGUAUCCCAAAUCUAUUGUUUCAGCAGCACGUUGGUACCUUCUGAGACACUUACAUGCCAAAAAUGACUACGAGCUCAUUGAUGUGCUGGUAAACAAUGCCAAAACUCACGGAGAUGCAAGAGCGUUGGAACUGAAUCAGAAAUUGUCCUCACAAUAA
Rangifer tarandus platyrhynchus (Svalbard reindeer) is the source of this 4692-nucleotide messenger RNA. Lineage: Eukaryota; Metazoa; Chordata; Mammalia; Artiodactyla; Cervidae. The record is from the annotation of a GenBank genome assembly.